Messenger RNA from Coregonus sp. 'balchen', 11131 nucleotides. Lineage: Eukaryota; Metazoa; Chordata; Actinopteri; Salmoniformes; Salmonidae. The record is from the annotation of a GenBank genome assembly.
AUGGGAGGUCAGAUAACAAGAAAUACAUUGUACGGUAAGGAUAUUUGACAUUUGAGGGGGAGGUAGCCUAUAUUCGAUUAUCGAUUGCAUAUGUUUAGCAAUAAUAAAAAUGUUGCUGAUGCUGAUGGGAUAGGCUACAAUGAAAACCUAGAGGCAAAAAUUGCAAAAUUUGAGGAUGAUUAUAAGUUGAUUGUUAACUGGCAGUUUAUCCCUUACAAAAAUAAAUUAGUCAGCAAGAAAAUGAGUUAAAGUAUUAUGAAUGCUCUAGCUAUGACUUGUGUUCUUUUUUAUGUUAGAUGCAUGCUAACGUUAUCACACAAUUAUAGCAAUGCAAUAUUCUGGUAUGUGCAGCAACGUGAAUGUUCAAGAAUCAACUUCAUAUUUGCAUUGUUUCAAAUUGGCUGAUGGUAUUUAUAUUUCUUAUUUUCUUAUCUGCUACAUAUUUUCUUCGGAUGACAACUUUUGGUUAAGUAUGUCUGGGAUGAUUGAGCCAAAUAACUGGACAUUGAAUAUAACGGGUUAUCAAUGUGGAGAAAUGGUGUUCCUUAAUUAUUAUUAUUAUGAUUUAAAUCGUUUACCUUGCCUAGUAUUUGUAAACAGUGUGCCUCUCAUUGACUGCCCAAGUGUCCAAUCAGUUGUCUGAUACUCCACAAAACCAUAUGCAUUGACAUAACUAAUCUAAUUAAUCAUGUUAAUUACUCUAAAUGAAUACAUGUGUAGUCUGCAGUUCUACUCUGAUCAUGGCCUCAUGGUGUACUAAAUCGUAUUUGUUUUUUUGUCCCUUCUUGUCCCUUUUUGUCCCUUGUCAGAUAGAUCUCUAUGAUGAGGAUAUAAUAAGAGGUUCAAAACUUUUAUAAACAUCAAAUCAUAUUUUAUUGGUCUCAUACACAUAUUUAGCAGAUGUUAUUGCGGGUGUAGCAAAAUGCUUGUAAAUGUCUAUCGGCGCCAUCUUGGUGAACAUCACAAACAGCUUUCCUAGCUAUGCAAUCCAUCUUUCCUGGCUAUGCAAUGAUACAGAGAUUACGUGUGUGCAAUGUACAGUAUAUGGUAUACUUAAGCAAUAAGGCAUGAGGGGGUGUGCUAUAUGGCCAAUAUACCACGGCUAAGGGCUGUUCUCAUAUACGAUGCAACGCGGAGUUCCUGGACACAGCCCUUAGCCGUGGUAUAUUGGCCACAUAUCACAAACCCCCGAGGUGCCUUAUUGCUAUUAUAAACUGGUUACCAACGAAAUUAGAGCAGUCAAAAUAAAUGUUUUGUCAUACCCAUGGUAUAAGGUCUGAUAUACCACGGCUGUCAGCCAAUCAGCAUUCAGGGCUCGAACCACCCAGUUUAUACUUUACAUUAGACCUCACAGGUAGGAGAGGUCUAUUAGAAAUGUGAAACUAUAGUUGUGUCAGCCAGGGUAGUAUACAUACCCUAGGCUUCCCAGUGGCCUUAGGCAGCUAGAUGCCCUUAGAGUCAUAUCUAGGACCAUCUUACCCAAACCCAGUUAAACCUUGACCAUCAGCACGUCAAAUGUAAAACCGACAUUAGAUUAGUGCUUAGGGCCAACCUCCACCUGUCCCUUUCAGAGAUGACACAUUGUGACAACCAAGCUGCUGUAACACACUUGCCCUGUGCUCUCCAGGGCUGCUGCCGCUGAGCUUUUGUCCCACAUUAGCGGGCCACUGAGCCCUGAUGCUAACGUAAUGUCAAGCCUGGAAAAAAGACUCCAGAACGGGGCAGCGGGGCUGCGGGCCAGGUGACACUGCCUAUGGCUGUCUCUGGCUCUGUCUAUCCAGUCUUCACUGUUUGGUUGCCCUGACCAAUCAAUGACGAUUGAGCUCUAAGCAAUAUUCCCCUUCCUUAACCUGCAUGCUGGAUGCUUGUCGUGGCGUUUCUCUUUAUCAUGCCCAGUCUCUGCUCAAUGUGAAGUUUGACAUCUCUGUCCGGUUGCAUUGCUCUCAAGAUAAACACUACCGGUCAAAAGGUUUAGAACACCUACUCAUUCCAGGGUUUUUCUUUAUUUUUUACUAUUUUCUACAUUGUAGAAUAAUAGUGAAGACAUCAAAACUGUGAAAUAACACAUAUGGAAUUCUGUAGUAACCAAAAAAGUGUUAAACAAAUCAAAAUAUAUUAUAUAUUUGAGAUUCUUCAAAUAGCCACCCUUUGCCUUGAUGACAGCUUUGCACACUCUUGGCAUUCUCUACACCAGCUUCACCUGAAAUGCUUUUCCAACAGUCUUGAAGGAGUUCCCACAUAUGCUGAGCACAUGUUGGCUUCUUUUCCUUCACUCUGCAGUCCGACUCAUCCCAAACCAUCUUAAUUUGCUGGUUGAGGUAGGGGGAUUGUGGAGGCCAGGUCAUCUGAUGCAGCACUCCAUCACUCUCCUUCUUGGAGAGCCUGGAGGUGUGUUGGGUCAUUGUCCUGUUGAAAAACAAAUGAUAGUCACACUAAGCCCAAACCAGAUGGGAUGGAGUAUCGCUGCAGAAUGCAGUGGUAGCCAUGCUGGUUAAGUGUGCCUUGAAUUCUAAAUAAAUCACAGACAGUGUCACCAGCAAAGCACUCCCACACCAUAACACCUCCUCCUCCAUGCUUUAUGGUGGGAAAUACACAUGCGGAGAUCAUCCGUUCACCCACACCACGUCUCACAAAGACACGGCGGUUGGAACCAAAAAUCUCCAAUUUGGACUCCAGACCAAAGGACACAUUUCCAUUGGUCUAAUGUCCAUUGCUCGUGUUUCUUGGCCCAAUCAAGUCUCUUCUUCUUAUUGGUGUCCUUUAGUAGUGGUUUCUUUGCAGCAAUUCUAUCAUGAAGGCCUGAUUCACACAGUCUCCUCUGAACAGUUGAUGUAGAGAUGUGUCUGUUACUUGAACUCUGUGAAGCAUUUAUUUGGGCUGCAAUUUCUGAGGCUGGUAACUCUAAUGAACUUAUCCUCUGCAGCAGAGGUAACUCUGGGUCUUCCAUUCCUGUGGCGGUCCUCAUGAGAGACAGUUUCAUCAUAGUGCUUGAUGGUUUUUGCGACUGCACUUUCAAAGUUAUUGACAUUUUCUCUAUUGACGAUUGACUGUAGUUUCUCUUUGCUUAUUUGAGCAGUUCUUGCCAUAAUAUGGACUAGGGCUAUCUUCUGUAUCAACUGAUUGGCUCAAACGCAUUAAGAAGGAAAGAAAUUCCACAAAUUAACUUUUAAGAAGGCACACUGGUUAAUUGAAAUGCAUUCCAGGUGACUACCUCAUGAAGCUGGUUGAUAGAAUGCCACAGGUGUGCAAAGCUGUCAUCAAGGCAAAGGGUGGCUAUUUGAAGAAUCUAAAAUAUAAAAUAUAUUUGAUUUGUUUAACACUUUUUUGGUUACUACAUGAUUCCAUAUGUGUUAUUUCAUAGUUUUUUACAAUGUAGAAAAUAGUAAAAAUAAAGAAAAACCUUUGAAUGAGUAGGUGUUCUAAAACUUUUGACCAGUAGUGUACACAGAGAACCUCUGUGCCGUCGAGGAGGUAGGCACCGACCUUCUCAGACAAUACAAUGUAAUGCUUAAUUUAAAUAAGCAUAAAGAAUUCAAAUCUAUCAAUGUGGCAGCAGUAAGCACAAUGCAUUUGGCAUUUGUGAGGUCUUUUGUAAACACAUUUUGGACCUUGAGUCAACCAAAAGUGUUUGUUUUGUAUGUUCUGGCAUGUCAUACAUUAUCAUUUGUUAGGCCAGUGGUUGAAUACAAUACACCCUUUUAUGUUGCCAUCAAACAUAAUGUGACAUGAUAAAAAAAAUAUGGUUACUUGAUUUAUUAUGACUUUAUUUAGGACCAUUGUUGUACAUAAAGAACCAUUCAUCAUUUUUCUGUAGCCCAGGCACAGACAUGUGAAUACCUCAAGUCAGUAGUGUAUACUCUAACAAAUAAGAUGUACUUUUCCUAUGCCAGAUUAGCCUGAACAAUUCAUUGGAGUUCUCUUGGCAGCCAUAAUCUAAAGGAGUUUCAACAAUGGAGAAAAUAACUCUGUAGAAACACAUGACAAAUUCUGUGCUGCAUUAUUUUUGGUUAAUUUCCUGGUCAAAUGUCUUAUUCAAAUGAGGCUAUUAUGUACAUCCAUGGAUAGAUACGAGUUUAACCUAUGCAUAAUAUUCCUGUCUUGAAAUUGAAGUGACUGCAUUCGCAGAAGCCCCAUGAUGCUCUGUUGCCAAUGUAAGCUGCCUAAUUGAAAUGUCUCCUGGGUACACUGAAAAGCUCUUGACCCCUAGAGGUCAUGAGCAAUAAUAAGAGAUUAGGCUAGGGAUACUCUCUCUCUCUCACACUCACUCACACACACACGCACCCCUCUUAAUUAGGCAAACGUGCUCCUCUAGUUUUAGAUCCUUAGACCUUUUGCUUUUUAGUGCAGUGACCUGGUGACAGGCCAGUGUUGACCUGCUCCCAAACCUCUACUGGUUUAUACUGUACUGUAGGUUUGUGAAGGACAGGUAUUUGUGAUAUUACCUAUUAUCUUAAUAUUAUUAUAUAUUAUAAAAUAUUAUUUGUGAAUGUUAAUUUGACAAUCAGCUAAGUGCAAGUCAUAAAAUAACAUUAGGUUAUUCCCACACAAUUGUCUGUUGAAUAAGUCAUUAUUUGUGAUGAUCUCACCAGAAAUAUCUCCAUGACAACUCAAUGUCCUUGGCAUUGUUGUAUUGCUUUGAAGGGAGAUGUGAAAAUGUAAAUGAGGAAAAGGAGAUUAGGAUAACCAAGGGGAGUAGCCUAACUGUUGAUUUAGCGCUUACAGUGGCACAAACCACGCCUUAUCAGUCUACAAAAAGGCAGAUGUGAGAAAAGUAGAUUUGGAGUCAAUUAGAGCUGCAUUGAAGGAUGUAUGUGUAGGAGCUGUUUAUUACCCAUUAUGCAUUCUUUGGUAUUUACUACAAGUCAGAUACAUCCUAAAGUAGCUUUGUAGUCGUUUUUUCCGUGUUAUGCUAUUCUUUGACCCUCUGUAACUUUCUCACUCAUUAUUAUUCACGAUUAUUUCAGAAUGAUCCGUAAUCAUGGUAGCAUCCACAUGAAUGUAGAAGUGUUUAGAAACAUAUUAUAUUCUUAUUUGCAAUAAAAGUGACUCCAAAAUGACACAAUACAUUAUUUACCAUUCAUUUCUGUUGGGCACAUAAUUAUCUGAAACACAACCAAAACUAACUGCAAAUGCAUCCAACAUGUUUGUAGAGUCACACGCUUGCUGUAGUCAUUGCAUGCUAGGAAUAUGGGACCAAAUACUGCAUUUCUGACUACUUUAUUUAUAAGAAUCUUUAGGGGUGUCAAUAAUUUUGACCCCUACCUUUUUGAGAUAAAUUAUUACUUGAUAAACAAAAUAUCUUUCUCUGAGCAAUUGUAUUAGUAUAAACUAUAAUUUCCCCCCAAAAAUGUAGCAUACGAUAUAGCUCAUUAUUUGAAUUAUUUAUUUUAGACAGUCAUUAUUGCUCAUCUUUAUCAAGCGUGUCAAUAAUUGUGGACCCCACUGUAUAUAUUGUUGAUAUAUUCAAGAUAUAUUCAAGACUCAAGAUGAAACCAGGGCUAUAUCUUUAACCAAAGCCUAAAGGAGUGUGUGUGUUUGUGUGUGUGUGUGUGUGUGUGUGACUGUUUCUGUGUCUGUGUCUGUGUCUGUGUCUGUGUGUCCACAGGCGUGGAAGGAAGCUAAAGUAAUUUCACUGCCUAAAAAUAGUAAAGCACCCUUUGCUGUCUCCAACAGCCGCCAAUCAGUUUGCUGCCUGUUCUUAGUAAACUGAUGGAGAGAAUUGUGUUUGACCAAAUACAAUGCUAUUUUUCAGAGAACAAGUUAACUACUGACUUUCAGCAUGCAUAUAGAGAAGGGCACUCAACGUGUACUGCACUGACUCAGAUGACUGAUGAUUGGUUAGCAUAAAUGGAUAAUAAGAUGAUAGUUGGAGCUGUAUUGUUAGAUUUCAGUGCAGCCUUUGAUGUUAUUGAUCAUAAACUGUUAUUGAAAAAAACUCACUUGUUAUGGAUUUAAAUCACCUGCCAUCACAUGGUUGGAGAGUUAUCUAUUCAAUAGAUCCCAGAGAGUGUUCUUCAAUGGAAGCUUCUCUAAUAUCAGAUAUGUACAGUGCGGUGUCCCUCAGGGCAGUUAGCUUGGGCUGUUACUCUUCUCUAUUUUUUACAAAUUAUUUGCCACUGGUGUUACACGAUGCUAGAAUGACUAUGUAUGCGGAUGAUUCCACACUCUACAUGUCAGCACCAAAAGCCAGUGAGCUCACUGAAAUUCUAAAUAAGGAGUUACAGUCAGUAUCAGAAUGGGUGAUUAAUAAUAAACUGGUCUUAAAUACAAUGCCUUCAGAAAGUAUUCACACCCCUUGACUUUUUCCACAUUUUGUUGUGUUACAGCCUGAAUUUAAAAUGGAUUAAAUGUAGAUGUUUUGUCACUGGCCUACACACAAUACUACAACUAAAAGCAUUGUAUUUGUUUCAAAACAUUCCCUAAGAUCUAAAUCUCAACGGUUGCUGUUCUGAUGUCCAGCAGCUCUUUUCAGGCAUAGGAAAUAAUUUUAUAAACACAAAAUAGCAGAAUUGGUCAGGAGCCCGUAAAAUGGCUGCUGUUCAUUGCAGUGUCAAUCUCCAUGCAGCACUGGUCUCUCUGCUACAGCACCGCAACCGGUACCUAUGCACCAAGUCUACCUAUGCACCUUAUUUACAUAAGUAUACAGACCUUUUGCUAUGAGACUUGAAAUUGAGCUCAGGUGCAUCCUGUUUCCAUUGAUCAUCCUUGAUACAACAUGAUUGGAGUCCACCUGUGAUAAAUUGUUGCAGUUGAUUGGACAUGACUUGGAAAGGUACCUGUCUAUAUAAGAUCCCACAGUUGACAUUGCAUGUCAGCGCAAAAACCAUGAGGUCGAAGGAAUUGUCCGUAGAGCUCAGAGACAGGAUUGUGUCGCAAGGGUAGCAAAACAUUUCUGCAGCAUUGAAGGUCCCCAAGAACAUAGUGGCCGCCAUCAUUCUUAAAUGGAAGAAGUUUGGAACCACCAAGACUCUUCCUAGAGCUGGUCGCCCUGCCAAACUGAGCAAUCGGGGGAGAAGGGCCUUGGUCAGGGAGGUGACCAAGAACCCGAUGGUCACUCUGACAGAGCUCUAGAAUUCCUCUGUGGAGAUUGGAGAACCUUCCAGAAGGACAACCAUUUCUGCAGCACUCCACCAUUCAGGCCUUUAUGGUAGAGAGACCAGGCGGAAGAUACACCUCAGUAAAAGGUACAUGACGGCCCACAUGGAGUUUGCCAAAAGGCACCUAAAGACUCUCAGACCAUGAGAAACAAGAUUCUCUGGUCUGAUGAAACCAAGAUUGAACUCUUUGGCCUGAAUGCCAAGCGUCACGCCUGGAGGAAACCUGCCACCAUCCCUACGGUGAAGCAUGGUGGUGGCAGCAUCAUGCUGUGGGGAUGUUUUUCAGUGGUAGGGACUGGGAGACUAGUCAGGAUCGAGGCAAAGAUGAACAGAGCAAUGUACAGAGAGCUCCUUAAUGAAAACCUGCUCCAGAGCGCUCAGGACCUCAGUCUGGGGCGAAGGUUCACCUUCCAACAGGACUAUGACCCUAAGCACACAGCCAAGACAAUGCAGGAGUGGCUUCGGGACAAGUCUCUGAAUGUCCUUGAGUGGCCCAGCCAGAGCCCGGACUUGAACCCGAUCGAAUAUCUCUGGAGAGACCUGAAAAUAGCUUUGCAGCAACGCUCCCCAUCCAACCUGAGAGAGCUUGAGAGCUUGUAGCGUCAUACCCAAGAAGACUCAAGGCUGUAAUCGCUGCCAAAGGUGCUUCAACAAAUACUGAGUAAAGGGUCUGAAUACUUAUGUAAAUGUGAUAUUUCCGUUUUUUCUGUUUUAUACAUUUGCAAACAUUUCUAAAAACCUGUUUUUUCUUUGUCAUUAUGGGGUGUUGUGUGUAGAUUGAUGAGAAAAAAAUACAAUUUAAUAAAUGUUAGAAUAAGGGUAUAACCUAACAAAAUGUGGAAAAAGUCAAAGGGUCUGAAUACUUUCCAAAGGAACUGUAUUUGGUUAACUAUUUAACUAUCUGUAUUUACCCUUUUUUGCACUAUUUGUUUUUGACUCAUCACAUAUACGCUGCUGCUACUGUUUAUUAUCUGUCACUUUAUUCCUAGUUAUAUGUAAAUAUCUACCUCUUACCUUGUACCCCUGCACAUCGACUCGGUACUGGUACCCUGUGUAUAUAGCAAAGUUAUCGUUACUCACUCUGUAUUUAUUAUUAAUUUUAUUAUUACGUGUUUUACUUUUCUAUUAUUUCUCUAUUUUCUUUCUCUCUGCAUUGUUGGGAAGGGCCUGUAAGUAAGCAUUUCACUGUUGUUUACGAAGCAUGUGACAAAUACAAUUUGAUUUGUGUUGUGCAUAAAGGGUGUGACCAUUGAGCAAGCUGAGGAAGCUAAACUCCUAGGUAUAACAUUGGAUGGUCAAUUAUCAUGGUCAAGUCCUAUUGAUAAAGUUGUUGUGAAUAUGGGGAUGGGGUAUAUCUGUAAAAGAUCUUCUGCAUUUUUGACACAAAUCAACUGUACUAGUUGUUCAGGCUCUGGUCUUGUCCCAUCUUGAUUACUGUCUGGUAAUAUGGUCAAGUGUAGCAAAGAAAGAUCUAAAAAAGCUGCAGCUGGCUCAAAACAGAGCUGCACGUCUUGCCCUUAACUGCACAUACAGAACUAACAUCAACAACAUGCAUGCCAGUCUUUCCUAGUUGACGAGAGAUUAACUCCUUCUCUUCUAGUUUUUAUUAGAAAUAUUACUGUGAUCAAUUCCAGAUUGUCUGCAUAAUUAAAUAACAUACAGCUCAGAAACCCAUACAUACCCAACAACACAUGCCACCAGGGGUCUUUUCACAGUCCCCUAGUCCAAAAUGAAUUAACGGCAACGCACAGUAUUAUACAGAGCCAUGAUUGCAUGGAACUCCCUUCCAUCUCCAAUGACCCAAGCAAACAGCAACAUUACCAUUUCAAAAAUUGAUAAAACAACAUCUCAUUGCACAAUAGAGACUGUGAAAUGACACACAAACACACGCAUAUCAUUGUAUUUUAAAUUUGUGAAACUGUUCUUGUCUAUCAGUGUUUUGCUUUGUUACUUGUCGUGUUUAUGCUUUUGUGUGGACCCCAGGAAGAAUAGCUGCCGCUUCGGCAAAAGCUAAUGGGGAUCUGAAUAAACCAUUGGCAAAAUGUGGAAUAACAAAAAAUGAAUGGUAUGACAGGAGAUUACCAAUUACUGAUAUUACCUCAUUUUGUAUGAGGUUUUCGCAGCUGCACAAUUCUCUCUGGUUACCAAGCAGCUCUUAUCCUUAUAUAUUCUCAUCCAAGGAGAAAAUCGAGAUUACUAACAGACCUAUAUUUAAUUUUGUUUGUACUCGUUGUUGGAUUUCUGAAAAUAAAGUUUGAGUUAAAUGGUUCUUAAAGGAACAUACAGGUAAUAAUGGAAACGAGGGAUACAGGUGUGGUUCCUGAGUUAAUUAAGCAAUUAACAUCCCAUCAUGCUUAGGGUAAUGUAUAAAAAUGCUGGCCAGCCAUUUUGGCCAUUAUUUUGGCUACUAUGGCUAUGACCCCAUAGGAGGACAAUGCCCCCAUCCACAGGGCACGAGUGGUCAACAAAUGGCUUGAUGAGCAUGAAAAUGAUGUAAACCAUAUGCCAUGGCUGUUUUCAACAAAACACCAAAUUAUGGAAUUUCUUGUUCCAGACACUUGUAGAAUCUUUGCCAAGGUGCAUUGAAGCUGUUCUGGCUCGUGGUGGCCCAACGCCAUAUUAAGAUACUUUAUGUUGGUGUUUCCUUUAUUUUUGGCAGUUACCUAUACACCCAGUCAUCAUCACAACAUUGAAGAAAGGCAGUUUUUAUUGAUUGUAUGCUGUUAAUGCAUUUUUAUAUUGACAUUGUGCAUAUUUAAACAGUGGAUGCCAUAGAGUACAACUGCAAAUGUUGUGGUUCCUAUGAUAUGCAUUUUAGUAAUACUUUUCUGAUCUCUCAAGUAAUGUUCUUUGUAGAUCCGUAUAUCUAACUCCCCCUAUGCUUCCUCCUUUUCAGAUUCUCUGGGUGGCCCCUUCCCCACCACAUCCCACCGCUACCACCAUAAGCCCACCAAGCAAUGUCUGCCCAUCCUGCAGUGUGGGGGCAGCCUGUCCUCCUUUCCCCUGCUCUUCCACCCCAGUGCCAAGGGCUCCCAGAUCGUCAUGGACGUGGCCCAGAGGACCGUCAAGAGGCAGGCCAGCUUCUGCAACGCCAUCACCUUCAGCAACCGGUCCAUCGCCCUGUACGAGCAGGUCCGCCUCAAGGUAUGGAUAGACUGGGCAGUGGACCAUGGUUAUCAGCACACUUUCUUUCCUCCCUUUCUUUUAGCCUGUUUUCCAUAAUUAUUUUGUCUGUCUCUCUCACUCACUGUGCAUUUUACCUUCAUUAUUCCCCUGAUUCUGUGUGGGCCAAAAGAGCUUAGCCAAAGUUUCCACUUCACCUAUCAGACCAUCUAUGUCUCAAGUGAAAGAGCAGGGGAAGCAUUGCCAUGUGAGCCAUUGGCCUACUGUUAUCUUGAAUGGUGAAAGAAGUGUAAAUAGAGGUUUUAAAUGAGAUCCGACAAGAAUAUCCAUUCUGAUGAUAAACAGACAUACAGUAUAUGUUUAUUUGUGUUGUUGUUGUUUACCAUUUGGUUUGUCAAAGUUUUAACAAAUGGCCAACCAUAAUGUCUAUUGGUCAAUUUUAGGUUAACACGACUAAUGGAAUGGACUUUAGGUCAUUCACCAGCUUAACUCCCUUCAUCAAAAUGUAAAUGGUAUAUGUGAAACCAUUAUCUGUUCCCCUCCAGAUCACUAAGAAGCAGUGCUGCUGGAGCGGAGCCCUGCGUCUGGGCUUCACCUCCAAGGACCCGUCCCGCAUCAACCCAGACAACCUGCCCAAGUACGCCUGCCCAGACCUGGUCUCCCAGAACGGCUUCUGGGCCAAGGCCCUGCCCGAGGAGCUGUCCAAUGAGGGCAAUGUCAUCUCCUUCUGGGUGGACAAGAAGGGUCGGGUGUUUUACCGCACCAAUGGUUCCAGCCCCAUGCUGUUCUUCAGCGGGGUCCAUGCCUCCGAGCCACUCUGGGCUCUCAUAGACGUCUACGGCCUGACACGAGGUGUCCAGUUACUGGGUGAGUUUCACAGGGAGAAGGGAAAGUGUUAUGGCGGCUUAUGA